AUGCGGCGCGCAAGAUUGCCCUGCGGAUCUCCGGGAGGGAGAUCGGGGGCGCUGGCAGCGGCGGGGGACAGGGAAGACCAGGCCCCUGCGGCCAACCAGGCCCCUGCGACCAACCAGGGUCCCGAGCCGAGGACUGCUCGGAGCUCCAAGAGCCGUAUGGGAACCUCUGCGAGGGCAAAAGGCCCGAAAUCAAGCAAAACCAAAGCCCCAGCUAAAACACCCCCGGUCCCCCGACAGGAACCGGCACCACCGGGUCCCGAUCAUGACCGCAUGGAGGGGAUCGAGGGCCCGGAACCGGAGCUGGCGGAACCGGAGUUAGCGGGACAUAGCCGGCCAUCUCCCAAGCCUGCGCCAGAAGAGGCUCGGGGUUCUGAGCCUAUCAUGGACCCGGAGUCGCCCGUGACCUGGGCCACGGAGGAGGUGAUGGCGCAGCGGGAGGUAAGGAAACCCACGAUCCUGACUACCACGCCCGCCUCCAAGCCCCGCGGACGCCCGCUGAAAUCGAGAAGCACAACCACCACCUCCGAAGGAGGCCUACCGGAGCCGACGCGGCAACUGACCCGCGUGGAGUCUGCUGCCAGCGCCAGCCGGUCCCAGUCAGCCCGAUCGACCCGCUCGGGGCCCCUGGCCACGCAGAUGUCGGACCCCGAGCGGGUCAUGCGCGGGGUCUCCCAGAAGCGGACGCGGAACUCCCCGGGAACCGCGGGAGAACCCCCGAAAAGAAUCCUGUACAGGGAAACCCAGCUAGACAGGGAGCCUCUGAGCAAACAACACCGGGAGCUCCUGGAGCAAUUUAUCAGUGAUUCAGCCUGGAAACCAGAGGCCCCUGAAUCACCUGAAUCACCAGAUCCCCUGUCCCAGGAGGCAGACAUGAACACCUGGGAAGUCAUCAGUGAAUUAUUAAUCUCCUGCCAGGGCCGUGGGGCCCCGCAGGAAGAGACGCGCCAAUAA
Aspergillus candidus is the source of this 951-nucleotide messenger RNA. RefSeq lists its product as uncharacterized. Lineage: Eukaryota; Fungi; Ascomycota; Eurotiomycetes; Eurotiales; Aspergillaceae. The record is from RefSeq and is a predicted model, not a curated record. The transcript is spliced from 2 exons. Bases 1 to 951 code for a protein of 316 amino acids.